Messenger RNA from Chara braunii, 703 nucleotides. The record is from the annotation of a GenBank genome assembly. Lineage: Eukaryota; Viridiplantae; Streptophyta; Charophyceae; Charales; Characeae.
GUUUUGACCGAUUGAUUGAUUGGUUGGUUGAUUAGUAUCAAGGUUUUGGACUGAGAGGCUGCCUAUAUCAAGUUUUCUUGCCAAGUUGAAAAAAAAGAGGCUAUCGAUAGGUGGGGACCACCACCUAUAGCAUGGGUUGCACGUAUAGACCAUCUCGACCGUCUAUUAUGGUGGAAAUGUUGAUCUCCGGAGGAAAUGGGUAUCACGGCUCUUUCAACGGCCUCAAGAAAAAACCGACUUACAAAGAUUUGAAACGGAGCACGUUUUACGCAGAGACGGAAAAUAUAGGGAGCUUGCUCCACUCGGAGGACAUACGGAAAGCAAGUGACUCAGCGGCGGAGGAACCAAGGAUGGGCUGUGGUUCGGCAGAAUCUAGGGUGCUUCAAGAAUCCACGGCACAUAACAAACCACCUAGUAGAUUGGACACAGCGAUGGCGUUGGAGGAGAAGGAGGGCGACGAUGUGGGAGACAAGUCCGACGAGUGCACAUUACUAGAGGAUAAAGAGAACAUCCCCAAGAAAAGUAAACUCGCAAGAAUUCCGUUUCUGAAACGUCGUUCGAAGUCUCGGCAACAUUCGGAUGGCUAUGAGACACCCAAGCCAAAGUUCUCGUUGGCCAUGACGAUAAGAAAAUGGUAAGUGUAAUGCUUUUUUUUUUUUAAAGGAAAGAAAAGAUAUGUAAGUAAUAAAUUGAUAAUUUAUUA